Molecule: messenger RNA, 1119 nt
Organism: Chrysochloris asiatica (Cape golden mole)
Lineage: Eukaryota; Metazoa; Chordata; Mammalia; Afrosoricida; Chrysochloridae
Gene: GPR45
Product: G protein-coupled receptor 45
Exons: 1
Coding region: 1-1119 (372 amino acids)
Biological process (GO): G protein-coupled receptor signaling pathway
Cellular component (GO): membrane
Molecular function (GO): G protein-coupled receptor activity
Source: RefSeq, a predicted model, not a curated record
AUGGCCUGUAACAGCACUUCCAUUGAGACUUAUGAAUACUUUCUGCAGAACACGAGCAAUGUAUCCGACUCUGGGCUGACCACACUGUCUGCCCCCCUCAGGAUCUCCUUGGCGAUAGUGAUGCUGCUGAUGAUGGCGGUGGGGUUCCUAGGCAACACGGUCGUCUGCAUCAUCGUGUACCGGAGGCCAGCCAUGCGCUCCGCCAUCAACCUGCUGCUGGCCACGCUGGCCUUCUCGGACAUGAUGCUGUCCUUGUGCUGCAUGCCCUUCGCUGCAGUUACCCUCAUCACUGUCAACUGGCACUUCGGGGACUACUUCUGCAGACUCUCCGCCACGCUGUACUGGUUUUUCGUCCUGGAGGGCGUGGCCAUCCUGCUCAUUAUCAGUGUGGACCGCUUUCUCAUCAUCGUCCAGCGCCAAGACAGGCUGAAUCCACGGAGGGCCAAGGUGAUCAUUGCCGUGUCCUGGGCACUGUCCUUCUGUAUCUCCAUGCCCUCCCUCGUGGGCGGGACGUGGGUGGAAGUGCCCACGCGGGCCCCUCAGUGUGUGCUGGGUUACACCGAGCUCCCGGCUGAGCGCGCCUACGUGGUGACACUCAUGGUGGUGGUGUUCUUCGUGCCCUUCGGCGUCAUGCUCUGUUCCUACAUGUGCAUCCUCAACACUGUGCGGAAGAACGCCUCACGUGUGCACAACCAGUCCGACAGUCUGGGCCUGAGACAGCUCUCCAGGGCCGGCCUGCGGAGGCUCCAACGGCAACACCAGGUCAGCGUGGACCUGAGCUUCAAGACCAAAGCCUUCACCACCAUCCUCAUCCUCUUUGUGGGUUUCUCCCUCUGCUGGCUGCCCCACUCCGUCUACAGCCUCCUGUCGGUGUUCAGCCCGCAGUUCUACUACAGUUCCUCUUUCUACACCACCAGCACCUGUGUUCUGUGGCUCAGUUACCUCAAGUCUGUCUUCAACCCCAUUGUCUACUGCUGGAGAAUCAAAAAAUUCCGCGAGGCCUGCAUCGAGUUGCUACCGCAAACUUUCCAAAUCCUUCCCAAAGUGCCUGAGCGGAUCCGCCGGAGAAUCCAGCCGAGCACCGUAUACGUGUGCAAUGAGAACCAAUCUACUGUUUAA